GUUUGAUUUAAAACUAGUUGUAUGCACCUGUCAGCUGUAGUGUGCAUGUGACUGCAUAAUCGCACCACUUUUCAUAUGCUCUCGACUCUCCGUGCUCUCACGUCUCUUUAUUCACAUUCUGAAGAGUUUGUGAUACUUGUUUUCGCAAGAAAUGGCAGUUACCCGGUUUCUUGAGUUGGUUUUCUUUGUGUACUUUGUGGUGCAUAUACCAGUGUCCAUCUUGUUCGACUCGCAAGGGAUAUUUCCUCGAGAGUGGUAUCCAGACUUCUUGGUGACCCCUAAACUCCAGUACACUACUCAAUUCAAGGAUGUUCUUUUUGGAGACCCACCCAUCUGGUUCCAAUCUUUCAUCUAUGCAGAGACAUUCUUCCAGCUUCCAUUCUUCUUUGUAGCAGCAUAUGCAUUCUACAAAGGCAACUGCAAGUGGAUCCGUAUCCCUGCCAUCGUGUACAGCACCCACGUGGCCACCACAGUGAUACCCAUUGUAGCGGAGAUCUACCUCAGCGACUUCGCCCACGCCUCCUUCCCCGGACCGAGCACAUUCCAGGAGAGAACAACCCUCGUCGGGAUCUACGCACCGUUCCUCGUGGUUCCGUUCAUCAUGCUUGUCACCAUGCUCUUCAGUGCAGAGUACAGAGGUGGUAGCGGUCGAAAGCAGAAGGCUAAUUAAUCAAUGUGGAUGUCUCAGGCACUUUUUUAUUUGAAAGGAGGGGGGGGGGGAAGAACCUUCAGGCUUCAGAUAGCAUUGCAAAGUCUACUAAUCAUACAAAAAAGCAAUUUAUUAUUGAUCACUAGUGGCGGAAAGCAGAAGUCUAAUUAAUCAAUGAGGAUGUCUCGGACAAUUUUUUAUUUGAAGGGGAAAAAAAAGACCUUCAGAUAGCAUUGCCAUGUCCACCAGUACUAAUCAUAUAAAAAAAGCAAUGAAAGUUUUUUCAUAUUUCAUUAUUGAUAACCCAAACCGAUUUAUAAUUUUUGGGUUAAAUUAAUGGAUAUUUGGCAUAUGCUAUAUGGGUCUAUAGAGAUAUCCUGUAUUGCUUUAUUUCCAUUAAUUCCACACAAAAUAAAAAAUCACUCAAGUUGACUCAACAUGACCUUUGACCAUGACAUGUACCUGUCUUAUAUUGCUUUGAAUUGAACACAACACACUUUUCAUUAAAUUGUGUGUGCUUGGUUUGCUCACUUUGCUGGGAAAUGUUGAUAAAAUGUAUUUUCUGCCAAUAACAGAAUUGCCCUAUUUUAACUCGUUUGAAACUUAUAAUAUGCUUAUUUGAUAGCCAAGGCUGUAAUUAAAAAGGCCUCUCACAGUCAUAAUUGCCGAGAUUAAUUUUCUGGUUUGGGGAGAUAAGUAUUCAAUUCAUACAUGAUAGACCAUGAUUAUACUUAUUACUUUAUUCCAUUUUUUAAGUGAAACAACACCUGGGGCCUGUUGCAUAAAAACUCACUUUUGUCAUUGAUGGUAACUUCUAUGGAAACCUCUUCGAUUGGCUGUCGAGUACUGUUGCCAUGGUAGUUAAUAUUGAUGGCAAAUUUAUCAUCAAUGGUGAGUUUGAUUUAACUGGCCCAGUAGAGCAAGAUACAUGUAUUCUAAGCACUAUGAACAGUUUCUCAGCAUGACAUGGGCGUGGCCAUUUGUCACGUGCUAUGCAAAGUCAUUUAACAAGAAAAUGUAUUCAAAUUUAUACAUGUAGAUGCUUUCCCAUGUUUUUGGUGAAUAAGUAUUGCAUUCAUCUGCUUAUCUUUUGUACCAUAAUUGUCAGAAUGCAAAUUGCAUGAAUAAGCUGUUGCUCUUCUAGGGUGAAGGUUUUGCAUAAAUGAAAUGGAUUUGUCAAGUGCUAAAUUCUAGUAUUUAAAAAUAAAUUAGUGACAAUUGUUCACCCGUUUAUAUAUUUUUCACCAAAUAUAAUUUGUAUAGUACCUUCUCAGCUAUGAUUUUGCCUCAUCUAAAAGUAAAGGUUUUGUUAUUGAACUAACAAUCUUUCCAACUAGAGCUUGGUGCAUAGUACAUGCACAAGUUUACCUGGUACAUCACAUUAUCAAGAACAUGGCCCCUAUCAAUAAUCAUAUAAUGCUAAAAGGCAUUAAAUCCUGCCAUAAAUAUCUUCUUUUAAAUAUGUUAUACAUGUUCAUAAGGAAUACUUUAAAUCGAUGUACAGGAAUAAAUCUCAUCUUUCAGCUGCACUUAUUCUUUGAGGUGAGGUUUCCUUUAAGCUGGAAGGUUUCAAAUCUCUCUUGUAAGUUGUAAAGCAAUGCUGUGAUCAUCAAUUAUCCUCAGGGUAUUAAACUAUUAUUAAUAUGUGAAUAUGUAAAUACAGGUAAUGUUAUCUAAUCAUUCCAAGUUUGGACAAACAGAUAUUUUUCAUUGUUAUAGAAGUUCAACUUUUACUUGAUUUAUGACAAGUUUUGUAUCAUCAGAAGACAUAAUCUAUCCAUGUUGAAAUGGAUCUGAAAUAAAUCAUGUGAAAAGUACACAA
Messenger RNA from Strongylocentrotus purpuratus (purple sea urchin), 2471 nucleotides. It is a transcript of the gene tmem97, whose product is annotated as sigma intracellular receptor 2. The record is from RefSeq and is a predicted model, not a curated record. Lineage: Eukaryota; Metazoa; Echinodermata; Echinoidea; Camarodonta; Strongylocentrotidae. Gene Ontology annotation, cellular component: endoplasmic reticulum. The transcript has 3 exons. The coding region runs from base 152 to 670 and encodes 172 amino acids.